Molecule: messenger RNA, 2260 nt
Organism: Malania oleifera
Lineage: Eukaryota; Viridiplantae; Streptophyta; Magnoliopsida; Santalales; Ximeniaceae
Product: RNA demethylase ALKBH9B-like
Exons: 6
Coding region: 662-2083 (473 amino acids)
Biological process (GO): mRNA catabolic process
Molecular function (GO): mRNA binding; demethylase activity
Source: RefSeq, a predicted model, not a curated record
AACUUUCACUCCGCCUCCGCCUUCCUCAUUUUUCUUCUCUCUGUGAGUCUGCGUCUCCGUUCUUGACUGAGGGGCUCUUUGCGCCGUGCCCGUGCGUCCGCCGUCCGGCCUCGUCUGAGUCGUCUCUCAGACUCUUACUUGUCACUCUCACAGUCUCACUCUCUCGUCUGCGAUUUCCCCCACCCCUUGUUACUGCUACUCUGCUAGCCUGCCAGCCAGCACCCAGCGACCAGCACCAGUAGCAACGCUAAAUCUUCCUCUCGUGCCCUCAGCACUCUCCGCUAUCGUCGUUUCUUACUCUCACUCUCACUCUCACUCUCUCUGUCUCGCCUGCGACUCUGCGAUUCCCCCCCUUGCUAGGUUGCUAGCCACGUAGCCAGUCCCAGUAGCCACGCAGCACGCUGAAUCUGCCUCUCCGCCUCUCGGAUCUAAUCUCAGGCUCAGGUUGGUCUCUCUUCGUCUGAUCGUCUCUCCGUCUAUCGUCGUCUCUCUCGCUUCGGUUAAAAACCGAAAAACCGCAACCGAACCGCCAAAUAUUCGGUUUUCAAUUAAAGUAUAAUUUCAGUUCGGUUUCGGUUCGGAAAUUUCAAAACCGAAAUUUUCGGUUUUACAGUCUGACUUUGCCGGCUGGGCGGUGGAUUCAGCCGCCGCGACCGACUCGAUGGAGCACUUGCAGAGGUUGGGACGCGAUGAACUUUUAGAGGUUUUGUCUGAAGGGUUUUGCAGUAAUUGCCAAUCUCUUCUGCAGACUGGCAUUCGCAAAAUCUGUGGCGCAGGAAAAAUCAGUAAUGGAAAACCAUCGUCCAGUAGUGAUGACACUGAAAAUUCAGGGGCAUUGCAGUCUGCCAAUGGUUCAAGCCUGAGUUUACUUGUCAAGAGUUCAGAAUCUAUGACUAUCAGUGGCAGGUCUCAGCAGCAAGAAAGCAAUCCAAGCAGCUCUAAUCGAACCAAGGAAUCAGUUUAUCCAGCAACACGAAAGGGAUAUGCUGCUGAUUCGUCCCCUUCCUCAGCAGGAUCAGUUAGCAGUAAGCGAAGUUUGUUGGAUCAUUCAGGUUCUGAAAUAUGGCUGAAUGAUGGACUCAGCAGAGUUUCCUCACCAACAAACAGUGGUUUAUCUGAGGACCAGAAGGAGAAAAUUAGGAUUUCAAAGGUGGGGAGGAAGAAAGAUUUUGCUUAUAAUGAGAUAAUUAAUGGAAAAAUGACUAAUGUGCUCCAAGGGCUUGAGCUUCAUACUGAUGUAUUUAAUUCUGAGGAGCAAAAGACGAUAGUUCAAUGUGUCUAUAAUUUACAACAGAAGGGACAAAGGGGGCAGCUUCAAGCAGAACGCACAUAUUCAGCACCAAGAAAGUGGAUGCGUGGUAAAGGGCGAAUCACGAUGCAAUUUGGCUGUUGUUACAAUUAUGUAGUUGACAAAGAUGGAAAUCCCCCUGGCAUAAUUAGAGAUGAAGAAGUUGAUCCCCUACCUUCUUUGUUCAAGCAAAUGAUCAGGAGGAUGGUCAGAUGGCAAGUUCUACCUUCAACAUGUGUCCCCAACAGCUGCAUCGUGAAUAUAUAUUAUGAGGGGGAUUGCAUCCCUCCUCACAUUGACCACCAUGACUUCCUCAGACCCUUCUGCACUGUCUCAUUCUUGACCAAGUGCAAUAUACUCUUUGGUUCAAACCUGAAGAUUCUGAGUCCAGGAGAGUUCUCAGGCCCUGUCUCUAUACCUUUGCCUGUGGGAUCGGUGCUUGUUUUGAAUGGAAAUGGAGCUGAUGUUGCUAAACACUGUGUUCCUAGUGUCCCAGCUAAAAGGAUUUCUAUCACUUUCCGGAAAAUGGAUGACAACAAAUUGCCAUUCAAGUUUUUACCAGAUCCCGAAUUGAGAGGAGCUAGGCCUGCUGUAUAUUCUUCCGUGGACGACUCACAAAUUGAACAACAUCAGCAUCAGCAUCAGCAUCAGCAUCGUAAAAAAGGUGCACAUGAUGGAUCUGGAAGCAUUAAGCAGGCUCAAGUUAAUUCCUUUGUCGUGGGCAAAGAUGAUUUCCCUCCGCUUGGAAGCUCGAAAUUCGUCAAGCAACCAGGGGCCAACAAAAAUCACCGUUGAAGCAAUGGCGCCACAUGCAAAUUUUACAUGGUUGGGUCAAGUCAAUUUUGUAAACACUGUUUGAUUUGUGAACUAAAGCAGAAAAGAUGGGGAAUUUUUGCAGAAUGCUGUACCAUAUGUUGAUUAUAUUAUAUUCUGAGAGAAGAAUUAAAUAAAACUUCUUUUAAGUUGUGUGUC